GGGGCCCGGCCCGGCAUGGCGGCGCGGCGGUGCGCGGGCGGCGCGGCCGCUUUAGCCGAGGCGCCAGGUUGCGGCGCGGCGUUGGAGCCGGCCAGGGAGCUGUUCGAGGCCUGCAGGAACGGGGACGUGGAGCGGGUCAAGCGGCUGGUGCGGCCCGAGAACGUGAACGGCCGCGACACGGCGGGCAGGAAGUCCAGCCCGCUGCACUUCGCCGCAGGUUUUGGUCGGAAGGAUGUUGUCGAAUACUUACUGCAGAGUGGUGCCAAUGUCCACGCACGAGAUGAUGGAGGCCUUAUCCCACUUCACAAUGCUUGCUCUUUUGGUCACGCCGAAGUUGUCAAUCUCCUCCUGCGGCACGGUGCGGAUCCUAAUGCUCGGGACAAUUGGAAUUACACUCCCCUUCAUGAAGCAGCCAUUAAGGGCAAGACAGAUGUCUGCAUUGUAUUGCUGCAGCAUGGUGCUGAACCGACCAUCCGGAACACAGAUGGAAGAACAGCUUUGGAUUUAGCAGACCCAUCUGCAAAGGCAGUGCUGACUGGUGAAUACAAGAAAGAUGAGCUCUUAGAAAGUGCCAGGAGUGGAAAUGAAGAAAAGAUGAUGUCUCUCCUUACACCGUUGAAUGUUAACUGUCAUGCAAGUGAUGGCAGAAAGUCUACUCCUCUACAUUUAGCAGCUGGGUAUAACCGUGUAAAAAUAGUACAGCUGUUACUCCAACAUGGGGCUGAUGUGCACGCUAAGGAUAAGGGAGAUUUGGUGCCACUUCACAAUGCCUGUUCCUAUGGUCAUUAUGAAGUAACGGAACUUCUAGUAAAGCACGGAGCAUGUGUGAAUGCAAUGGAUCUGUGGCAGUUCACUCCUCUGCAUGAAGCAGCUUCUAAGAACAGGGUGGAAGUAUGUUCUCUUCUGUUAAGUUAUGGUGCUGAUCCAACACUGUUGAACUGUCACAACAAAAGCACCAUUGAUUUGGCUCCAACGCCCCAAUUAAAAGAACGAUUAGCAUAUGAAUUCAAAGGUCAUUCACUGCUACAAGCUGCAAGAGAAUCUGAUGUUGCUCGUAUAAAGAAACAUCUUUCUUUGGAGACAGUUAACUUCAAGCAUCCUCAAACACAUGAGACAGCACUGCACUGUGCUGCUGCAUCUCCAUAUCCUAAGAGAAAACAAGUAUGUGAAUUGCUGCUGAGGAAAGGAGCUAACAUUAAUGAAAAGACAAAAGACUUCUUGACACCUCUGCAUGUGGCAUCAGAAAAAGCUCAUAAUGAUGUUGUUGAAGUAGUUGUGAAACAUGAAGCUAAGGUUAAUGCAUUGGAUAACCUUGGCCAGACCUCUCUUCAUAGAGCAGCACAUUGUGGUCACCUCCAGACUUGUAGGUUGCUGUUGAGUUCUGGAUGUGAUCCUUCCAUUGUAUCUCUGCAGGGCUUUACAGCCUUACAAAUGGGGAAUGAAAGUGUGCAACAGCUACUGCAAGAAGGUAUCCCUCUAGGUAAUUCAGAUGCAGAUCGACAGUUGUUGGAGGCUGCAAAGGCUGGUGAUGUGGAUACUGUUAAAAAACUGUGUACAGUUCAGAGUGUGAACUGCAGAGAUAUUGAAGGGCGUCAGUCUACACCACUUCAUUUUGCAGCUGGAUACAACAGGGUGUCUGUUGUUGAAUAUCUCCUUCAGCAUGGAGCUGAUGUGCAUGCAAAAGAUAAGGGAGGACUUGUUCCUUUACAUAAUGCUUGCUCAUAUGGUCACUAUGAGGUUGCAGAGCUGCUUGUUAAACAUGGUGCAGUUGUCAAUGUAGCUGACUUGUGGAAGUUUACUCCCUUACAUGAAGCUGCAGCAAAAGGAAAAUACGAGAUUUGCAAACUCCUAUUGCAGCAUGGAGCUGACCCCACAAAGAAGAACAGGGAUGGAAAUACUCCUUUAGACCUCGUUAAAGAUGGAGAUACUGAUAUUCAAGACCUACUUAGAGGAGAUGCAGCUCUGCUAGAUGCUGCUAAGAAAGGUUGUUUGGCUCGGGUGAAAAAGCUCUGUUCACCUGACAAUGUCAACUGUCGAGACACGCAAGGGCGGCAUUCAACACCACUCCAUUUAGCAGCUGGUUACAACAAUUUGGAGGUUGCAGAGUACCUGCUACAGCAUGGAGCAGAUGUGAAUGCCCAGGAUAAAGGAGGUUUGAUUCCUCUGCAUAAUGCUGCAUCUUAUGGGCAUGUGGAUGUGGCAGCUUUGCUUAUAAAGUAUAACGCAUGUGUGAAUGCUACAGACAAAUGGGCUUUCACACCUUUGCAUGAAGCAGCCCAGAAAGGAAGGACUCAGCUUUGCGCCUUGUUGCUGGCACAUGGGGCUGAUCCUACACUGAAAAACCAGGAAGGACAAACACCUUUAGACCUGGUCACUGCAGAUGAUGUCAGCGCACUAUUGACAGCAGCAAUGCCUCCUUCUGCCUUACCAUCUUGCUACAAACCUCAGGUUAUAAGUGUAUCUCAGACAGCAGGUUCUACAGCUGAUCCCCUGUCAUCUGUUCCAUCCAGUCCAUCCAGUCUGUCUGCUGCAAGUAGUCUUGACAAUUUGUCUGGUAGUUUUUCUGAACUUCCAUCGGUUGUUGGUACAAGCAGUGCAGAGGGAGCUGCUGUUCUGGAGAAAAAAGAAGUCUCAGGUGUAGAUUUCAGCAUAAAUCAGUUUGUGCGGAACCUUGGCCUUGAACAUCUAAUUGACAUAUUUGAGAGAGAACAGAUAACACUUGAUGUGUUGGUUGAAAUGGGACACAAAGAGUUGAAGGAAAUCGGAAUUAAUGCUUACGGCCAUAGGCACAAAAUCAUUAAAGGAGUUGAAAGACUCAUUUCUGGACAGCAAGGACUUAACCCAUACCUGACUCUAAACACCUCCAGUAGCGGAACUCUUCUCAUAGAUCUUUCCUCUGAAGAUAAGGAGUUUCAGUCAGUAGAAGAGGAGAUGCAGAGUACUGUCCGAGAGCACAGAGAUGGAGGACAUGCUGGGGGAGUCUUCAAUAGAUACAACAUUUUAAAGAUUCAGAAAGUCUGCAACAAAAAGCUGUGGGAAAGAUAUACUCACCGGAGGAAAGAGGUCUCUGAAGAGAAUCAUAACCACGCUAAUGAAAGGAUGCUGUUUCAUGGCUCCCCGUUUGUGAAUGCAAUCAUUCACAAAGGCUUUGAUGAAAGACAUGCUUAUAUAGGUGGCAUGUUUGGAGCUGGGAUUUAUUUUGCUGAAAAUUCUUCCAAAAGCAAUCAAUAUGUGUAUGGGAUUGGAGGUGGCACUGGAUGUCCAAUUCACAAAGACAGAUCCUGUUAUGUUUGCCAUAGGCAGUUGCUGUUUUGUCGUGUAACACUGGGCAAGUCUUUCCUGCAGUUCAGUGCUAUGAAAAUGGCCCAUUCUCCCCCUGGACAUCACUCAGUUACUGGGCGACCCAGUGUAAAUGGACUGGCAUUGGCAGAAUAUGUCAUUUACAGAGGGGAGCAGGCUUAUCCAGAAUACUUGAUUACUUACCAGAUCAUGAAACCUGAAGCCACCACUGAAGCUUAAGACAAAUUACAUUUGAGAAACCAUCAGACUUGGAUGUGAAGAUACCAAUGUCUGCCAUCCUGUUAACUGCAAUGAGUUGUUGGAAAAAAAAAAAAAAAAAAAAAUCUUCCAUCCACAGGUGGUGUGGUAGCAAAUGUGAAUAAAAUCUGCCGUUUUUGACUUGAUAAAGCUUUAAUAAUGUAUAGUAUGUUUUUCUAAAAUUUCAGAAUUGUCCUCUUUUUCAGCACUUUAACAGACACCAUUCCAGGCGUAAACUGUGGUUUGCCUGUACUAAAUUAAAACAAAAAUUAACUUGAAACAAUGGUUUUAUACAAUACUGCGUUGAAAUAUAACAGAAAUUAUAAUGCUCUAUACAGGAAAUCAUUUUACUAAUAUUGUGUUCUUUAAAACACUGCAUUUACACUGAAAAUGUUUCCGUUUGUAAAACUGUAAAUAAGAGCUUUUGUACUAGCUUGGUAUUUAUUUACAUUGCUUUGUAAUAUAAGUGUUCUAGAACUGCAACCUUGUACAAAAUGGUUUUUUUUCCAAAUGUUGGUUUGUUCAUCUGUUUGCUUAUGCACAAUAGAUUUGAAAAGCCAAUUUUUUUUCAGGGUUUAUAAUUUGUUUGGGGGAGAGAAAACAAAUUUUAUGUGAAGAAGUUUAGAAAUAGCCAACUUUAGAUUGAAUAUUCAAAUUUUUUUCUGUAGUUUUAUUUAUGAAAUAUACAUUCCUGAGAACGAUAGGCUAUGAAAAUAUUCCAGCUGAAUGCUAGGAUGUUCUUCCACCUCUUUACUAGAGUCUCGUAUUUUUAUUUCUGUAAAAUGUCUUCUGAAGUUUUUAUUUAACUGUAGCGAUAGUUGAGCUGUAUCCUCACUUCAAGGCUAGUAGACCUUGCAAGUUAGUUUUAAUAAAUUAUUUUCCUUGAAUGUAGUUGGCAAAUUAACCUCAAGGAGGUCUGUCUCGAGUUCCUCUUGCUUCCAUUUAAGCCUGGAAGUUAAAUGGUUCAUUCCUAAUGUGAGGGUGGCAGCUUGGCCUUCUCCAUAUGAUUAUUUUGCUAAAUGCAUCUCCUUGUUAGUGCCCUCAGGAUGUGAGUAUUGCAAGGUGGAAAUGUUGAAACCAUCACGUCGUCUCCUGUGUUUCUUCCAUGUUCAUGUUCAAGCUGCAGUUGAAGCACUUGUCUAGAAGCGUGCUUGCCUGCAGUGCUUCUGAGUGAGUGGAGCUGAUGGAGGCACAGCUCAGGGCCCUUGUGCUCAGGCUGCUGGAUGAGCAGCGCAGAAGUGGGACCUGCGGUUCUCCCGUGGUGACGGCUGCCCACGGUCCUCUGCUAAGGCACUGCUGUGGAAAAGGAACACCAAAGGUAUCGCCCCGUGCCAGGUCACGUUCAGGGUUAUUGAAUGCGCUGAUGGGUUCGGUCGGCCCUCUCAUAGCUUUCAUGUGUAUUCUACUUCUUUUCCAUCUGCAGUUUUUGCCUACGUAUUUCAAAAAUAUGUAAAUACCGAUCAGAGUUCGUUUGUUUUUAACGUGGUUAGGAGUACGUUUGAGUUGUUUUAUAUUUCUGCACACAGCGUAGUGUCCCGGAAGACAGUUUGGUUGCUGGCCAUGUUAUCAUACCAUGGUUUUAAAUGUAGUAACUGGUCAAGAUAAUGAAAACGUCUUGCUGAUGUGGUGGUUAUGUGAUUAUGCUCUAUGUAAAAAUGUAUUGAAUCUUACCCAGUUAUGUGGGGAAUCUGAGUAAUAAGAUUGCAUAACUUAUCUCUUGCAGAAAGUAACAUUGGCUAUGAAUAAAAAAGGCUUUGAUUUUUAGGUACUUUUCCCAGCAUGUUGCCUGUUCCUUUGGUGUAGUAACGCUGGAAUUGGUGUUCAUGCAAAACCUGUUAAGUAUGUUUAAAGCUUCUUUGUUAUUACUACAAUGCUUCAUUCUCUAUGAAUGAUCACCUAAUGUCUUGUAAAAUAUUGUGGUAUGAUAGAUUUAAGUGGUACCACAACACUGGUUUUGUCUGUUUGGGGAUUUUUUGAGCUGUUUUGGUUGUUUUUUGGUUUUUUUUGCAUGACAUACCUUGCACUCUGAAGAUGGAAGCUGUAAUGAUUUGAUAAUAUUGACUAUUGAGGUGAAUCUUUAAUCUCGUGUGCAAUUAGUUCUGCUUUACUCAUCCUAAAGUGUCUUUACAUGUACUGUAUAACAUUCCAUAUUCAUUUAACACUAAAUAAACUUAAUUCACCGGUUUUCUGGUAGCAUGAGUAAUUAUAGAUGUAGUGUGUCAACCCAUCGUUUUGAAUGUUAGCAUGCAAGACAGUUUAACAAACUGCAUUAGCAGAGGGGAAAUUAAUUGCAUUAGAGAAGCGUGGACAAAAACCUGUAAAUACUGUGGAAACUUGUAGUUUGGUGUAUAACUAACUGCUUUAGCUGACAGUGCAGAUGUUUUAGUGAGCUGAAGCUUCCAUCUACAUUUAUUACACAUUUAAAACUGCAUUAUCUGGUCCUAAGCUGGAAGAAAAUGGCCUCGAAUUGCUUCUAUAAAAUGAAGAGUAGCCUGAAAACUUGGACCUUUCAGGUUAGCGUAUUGGUAGCAGUGUGAUAAACAACUUACUGAUAGCACUAAGUAAAUAGUUCUCUUUCAGUAGGAGUGUUUGUGUGGUGGGUGAUUUCCAAAACCAGACUUGAACAGAAGGUGUAGACAGAGGCGAUCGCUAGAUGGCAGGAGAGUAAAUCUGUAGUAAGACAGAAGGUGAUGAAAUUCCUUAAGGUAUCUUGGGAAUAAAAUUACAAAGAAAAUCAUUUCUGAAAACUUUGCCUAUCUGGGUUGUUACCAGAAGCAAACAAAGUAAAUUUAACUUUCCAUUCUGCAUUUUGUAAAGUAAUUAGUGUAAAAACAACUGCUUCAACUAAAGAAAUUGAAAACGUUAAUUUUUUUCAAAACUAUAUUCAUAGUAAGAGUUCAGUUCUCAGAAACAAUUUGGGAAGACUCUUCUGCUGUAUGUAACUGAAAACUAAGAUUUAUCCAUGCAGUGUGUGUCCAGUGUUCAAGAGCUGUGUUGACACUGAUUUUGAGUGGAGUAGAUUGUAUAAAAGGAGUUGCUCCUGUCUUUUCUACCCUGAACUUCCCCAUUAAGCAUCGUACUGUGUGUGCCUGUACAUGUGUAUUUUUGAGCAUGCACACACAUGCUUUUUCCCUUACCUCGUUCACUACAGAGGAACAAUAACACUGGAGCUGCAGUGGCUGAGGAUGGUGGCAGUGGGGGCAGUGCUGUAGCUGAAGGUGCACAAGGGGCACGUGCCUCUUGCUGCCCCGUAGGGGAACGGUGCUCUGGAGCAGCACAGGGAGGGGAUUUUUACUCUGGCUGUGUGCCUCCCCAGGUGACCAGGAAAAGCUGCAGGCGGCCAGAACAGAGAGCAAGACAAAGAGAAAAAGCACGUAGAUGACUGGUUUGGAGUUAAUGUGUUCUGCUCUGAAAAGGGGAAGGUUGAUAACAGAGAAGACAGGAGGGGAGAGAGACGCUGCCUUUGAAGAAAGAAAUGCAAAUUGUAAGGGUGCUAUGAAGUUAAGGUUAUUUCUGUCUCAUUUUUGAGUCGAAAUGGCAAAUAAAUGUUGAUGCAUAGACAUUACAGGGAUUUCAAAAUAGCAGCUCUUGUUAAGAGCUCAAGUAGUUGUAAGGAGAAAAUUGCAGCCAAUUCAAAACCAUCACUUUAGACCUGGGAAGUAACAUAUGCAAGCAAAUUAAAUAGGAUUCAAAGCCUGAAAGCAAACAUCCUGAGUAGUAGUUCUUAAAAGGAUUGUUUGGUAAGCAGUAUCAGAGACAACUGCCAGUCAAAACAGCGCAGCAGCUCACACCCUUACUCUGUAUACCACUGGAUGGAAGUAGUCUGGGAGGCAUAGUGAAAUCAUGAAAACAAUUUGCAAGAGAUACAAGAGUCUCACAUUAUACGCAUAGCAGCUUUUAAUAGCCAAGAACCUGCUGCAAGCAAAGUGUUCUGCAUUAGGUGUGCCCACUGCCUGCCUCCUGAGCCCUCCCUUCUCCCAGAACCACCAGCUUUUUGAAAAAGGACUUAACUUAGUGUAUGACUUAAAUGCUUUGUGUAUCAAGUUUGGGUUAUGUUUACUUUUGCAGGAAGAAGAAGAAGAAGUAAUGAUAUAGUGUUGUGCAAUUAAUAGCUUAAAUGUUGUUAAUUGUGUAGUAGGGUGAAUUAUGUAUUACAGAUGCUUUAUUGUAAUAUCAAUAAAUAACAUAUUUUCAUUUUAAAACUA
This is a messenger RNA of Tympanuchus pallidicinctus (lesser prairie-chicken), 7742 nucleotides long. It is a transcript of the gene TNKS2, whose product is annotated as tankyrase 2. The transcript is spliced from 27 exons. The coding region runs from base 16 to 3519 and encodes 1167 amino acids. Gene Ontology annotation, cellular component: nucleus; cytoplasm. Gene Ontology annotation, molecular function: protein binding; NAD+ poly-ADP-ribosyltransferase activity. NCBI's taxonomy places the organism in Eukaryota, Metazoa, Chordata, Aves, Galliformes, Phasianidae. The record is from RefSeq and is a predicted model, not a curated record.